Diorhabda carinulata is the source of this 3618-nucleotide messenger RNA. RefSeq names its product zinc transporter ZIP1-like. The record is from RefSeq and is a predicted model, not a curated record. Gene Ontology annotation, molecular function: zinc ion transmembrane transporter activity. NCBI's taxonomy places the organism in Eukaryota, Metazoa, Arthropoda, Insecta, Coleoptera, Chrysomelidae. The coding region runs from base 250 to 1224 and encodes 324 amino acids. Gene Ontology annotation, biological process: zinc ion transmembrane transport. The transcript is spliced from 2 exons. Gene Ontology annotation, cellular component: plasma membrane.
ACUACGUUUUGAAAACAUCCCGCAAUCUUAUUUUUAAUAAUACGAAUUCCUACUUAACAAAAAUAAUGUUAAUACUUAUGCAUCGAACGUGCUGAAUGGAUUGUUUAUGUAGAUGGGUUUUCCGUUUUUACUAAUCUGUAAAAUACCGUAAGUGGGCGUUAGACUACGAAACCGUGUACAAAUAAAUGACUAUGAGAAGGUAGUAUACCAAAAAACAAGUUCAGAUAAACAGCUUCUACUUUAUAGAAAAUGGGUUUAUCCAGAGUACUGAGGCAUGUUCAUAGUCAUACAAAUUCGACAGAAGGCGAAGGAGACACAACCGCGGCCAAAACAACUGCCAUGGUGGUUUUAUUCAUGGGGUCCUUCAUCUUAGGCAGCUUGCCUAUCAAACUGAAUCAGUGGUUCCAUUGGAAUUCCGAUACUAAAAAUAAUAUUUACGUUAAAUAUCUACUAGGCUUAGGAGGCGGAGUACUACUAUGUACUACUUUAGUCCAUUUACUACCAGAAGUACGCGAAAGUUUCGAAAAUCUAAAUCUCACUCCCGAUUUCGAGAUUAAUUACGCGGAAUUCUUGAUGUGCGUGGGUUUUUUCAUGAUAUAUUUCGUCGAGGAAUGUGUUCAUUCAUAUAUAGGACAUAAAAAUCAUGAUCAAGAAUCAGUGAAAAUGAAAGACGGAGAUAUUGAAGUAACAGUAAAACAAAAUUUAUCAUUAAAAGAUUCGCCAAUAGACCAACACGAAGAUCAUUCCCAUAUACCAAUAACAUUCGAUACCAAUUCCACAAUCGCCAUUAUCAGAGGGUUAUUAAUGAUCCUAGCAUUAUCCUUACACGCGCUUUUCGAAGGAUUAGCCAUAGGACUGGAAUCUUCUCCGAGGACGGUUUGGUAUAUGUUCGGCGCAGUCAGUGCUCACAAAAUGGUCAUCGCCUUCUGCGUUGGCAUCGAAUUAAUCACAUCCGGCUUAAAAACUUUAAUAGUUUUAUCUUACGUAUUCACUUUCGCCGUUGUUAGUCCCAUAGGAAUGGGAAUUGGUAUAAUUGUAAGUACGGCAGAUGACGCGGAAAAUAAUUUGGUUUCUGUGAUAUUACAAAGCUUAGCUGCUGGGACGCUACUGUACGUGGUUUUUUUCGAAAUUUUACAAGGUGAUAAGAAAAACGGCAUCGUACAGUUCACGUCUGUAUUUUUUGGGUUUUUAAUUAUGUUCGGUCUAUUUUUAAUGGAUCAAUAACAUGAAUCAUCAAAUGUUUUUUAUGCUGAUUCUAUAUCUGCUUUCCGUUUUUCUCUAUCACGUCUAGAUUUUGCACAAUGUCAUAAUCUAAUUUCGAAAAACACGUUUUUCAAUAUCAGUGCACAGAAAUGUAUUAAUGAAAAUCAAUAGUUGACAAAAGAUGAUUUUCUGAUUCAUUUUGAAAAAUAUCACUCCUCUGGGGUGUCUAGGCAAUCUCUCUUGAAAUUCCAGCUACCACAUCAUACCUUGAGAAAGUUUUUACGUUUUGUUGGAAGCAUUUACCAAGCUCUUCACUUUAAUCCCCUAGGUUCUCCGGGAUAUCCAGAAAACAACACAUAACUUUGUCUAAGCUAGUCCAAGCUGAUUUUUCUUUCUGAUUCCUAGUUUUUUCAAAAUUUGCGUCUUCUUUCAAAACUCGGAUUUGUAGACCCACGAAAAUUCUCGCCCUAAAUGUUUUCUGAUGGGAAAUUUUACGAAAUAAACGUACUUCCAGUAGGGAUCUUCUGUUCUGCAAUUCUUACCAUACCAUAGAGAUCCCAGAGAACAUUUACUUUUUUUUCCUGCCUUCCAAAGACUUUAUCCUUCUACAUAUCUGCGAUACCCUUUAUGGGAAGCUCAUAAUUUGUCUAAAAUACAGAUAUUUUCCUAAAUUAUUAAUUGAACUAAUCAACUCGCUAUCGUUUACUGUUUUUUUAUAUGUUUUCGGGACUUGCACAAAAUGUGUGCAGAUGCAUGAUUGAAAAGAAUUUGUACAUUGAGUCUCUGGUUCUUUAGUGGCCAGGAAAUUAUCGAUUUGUGAGUUAACCACACGUGAUAGAAAAAAAAACGGAUUGCAUUUGUGAAAUCAAGGUGAAAAACUUGAAUAUUUAUUUCGAUUUCGUUAUAGACCUAAAUCAAAUCAUAGCAUUUAUUCAGUGACUCUAGAAAUUGGUUAUUUUAUUAUUAUAGAAUAUGUUUUAUUAUGCAUGGUGUUUCAAUGUAAAAUAUCGGUUAUAUCAUAUCGUUCAAGUUAUAAACAAUAAUAAAAUGUUUUUUAGAAAACUCGUAGAGGUUGAAAUAUCAUCUAGAAGGUUUAAAUAUGAUGCUGACGCAAUUUUUUAUAUAUUUGGUACAUUUAUUGAUGUACAAGAUAUAAAAUUUCAUUUGAAUACGUGUAAAAAGCUUUGUGAAACUUAUUUUAAAUACUUUUUUUGUAAUUUAGACUUCAUAUGUUGUUUGUAGUAAGUAAGUAGUUGGAAGGUAAACAAAUUUUUAGUGAAAAAAAAACAUCAGAAUAUGAAAUUAGCAGUACCAAAAGAAUCAAAAAUCCACAUCAGUGACUGUUAUUUUUACGUAAAGACAAAAAUAAGACAGAACCAAUCGAAUAUUCUGAUCUUAUUUCGAAAAUAUUGAAUAUAAACAAUUUGUAGUGUCGCAAAAAUCACCAUAACCUCAUUUUUUAACCUCAAAAGACUUGAAUGACUUAAUAAGAUAUUUAGAUUUGUUUAAGCAAAGGAAUUUAUUCAUUGAUGUCAUAAUGACAGGCCAUUGAAGACGUUUCCUACGUUAUUUAUUAAAAAAACGACAUAAAAAGUUUAUGUGAAUCAAUUAGUUCCAAGUUUAAUCAUUGAUAGCUCUACGAAAAUCUUGAAAGCAGUUUCAAUACAUGAUAGAAAUAAAUUUUCAUCUGUUCUAGUUGUUCUAUAAGAAAACUAUGAAAGUGCGGAAAUUUCACUAGAAGAUUUAAAAUAAAGAAAGUAUAUGUUGAUAUUUUGAGAUGGUAAGGUUCUACAGGGUGGAUAUACGAAAUAAAAGUUUUAUCUCUGUUUGUGGUAUAAUGAAGUAGAUGCUCUAUACUAUAUUCAACGAUUAUGGUCAACAAAAACUCAGUUUGGAAUUGUGAAAUAAAACGUCAAAUGAAAUCCCUUUGCUUAAUCUGAAGAAACUUUCUCCCAAAGGUUAAAAUUUACAAAUAAAAAACUCUAUAUUAUUAAGAAAAGGUUCUUAGGGACAUGAAAGAAACUUUUUUUUACUAUUUUGUAAUUUGAUAGGAUUCAAAAACCUUAUAGAAAAUUUUACUUACAUAAAUUAGUUUGCUCAUAAACAAAAAUUUGAACUAAGACUUUUUCCGAAUAUUGAUCAACCAUUAUCCUGGUUACAAAUGUAAACUUUUUCUGGAUACACAUAAAUUUUUUUGUUAAAAUUCAUGUUGACCUUUUCUAUUAUGGUCAUACAACUUUUGGAUACGUCUUUAUGGGAUAUUUAUAUUUGGUUUUUAAGAUAGUAUAUGAUAUGCCUUUAGAUUUGGGGAAUUUUCCCUUGAAACGCCAUAAAUAUUAUGUAAAUAUGUGCCAUAAAAUUGUUAAUCAUAUCUCCUUUUAUUUGGUAUUAUUUUAUAAUAAAAUUUAUUUUAUU